Brassica oleracea var. oleracea is the source of this 1453-nucleotide messenger RNA. RefSeq lists its product as uncharacterized. The record is from RefSeq and is a predicted model, not a curated record. The coding region runs from base 299 to 1246 and encodes 315 amino acids. The transcript has 2 exons. NCBI's taxonomy places the organism in Eukaryota, Viridiplantae, Streptophyta, Magnoliopsida, Brassicales, Brassicaceae.
UUGAGAUAAACCCUUUGCUCUGUUUUACUCUGUUUACCUUCAUGGUAUCAGAGCCCAGCAAGUAGAUCAUGGAACCGAAUCCAGAUCCAGUUUCUGCGACGAAUCUUACCAUCACCCAGUGUGUUACGCUCAAGCUCAAGGAUGACAACUAUCUCAUCUGGAAACUGCAGUUCGAGCAGUUCCUUUCUUCUCAGGCGCUUCUGGGCUACGUCAACGGAGCCAUGCCACGACCUCCUCAAACCGUCACUGUGAGACAAGGAGAACAGACUACCGAAGCAGCAAACCCUGAGUUUCUCCGAUGGUUCAAAAAGAUCAGCUCAUCAUGGCUUGGAUCUACGGAACCUUAUCGGAGAACGCUCUUCGCACUGUAUACGGUCUCAACACUUCUCAGGAGGUCUGGCACUGUCUCGGUCAGAAGUACAACCGCGUUUCUGCUACAAGGAAGCUCGCUCUUCAGAGAAAGGUUCAAACUUUAUCAAAAGGAAACCGAACCAUGUCCGUCUAUCUCACUGAAAUCAAGACAUUGUGUGACCAACUUGACUCGAUUGGUGCUGCUAUUCCAGAAAGCGAGAAGAUUUUUGGUAUGCUUAAUGGUUUAGGAAAGGAAUAUGAGUCCAUUACUGCUGUUAUUGAAAACUCGAUGGACUCAUUUCCCGCACCAUCUCUUGAUGACGUCAUGUCCAAGCUUCUCUCCUUCGAUGAUAAGCUUCAGAACUAUGCUGCCGCCACUGAAGUCACUCCUCAUCAAGCAUUCUACACUAACCGCGGUGGAUACUCUGGUCGUGGUCAUGGUCAGUCUCGAGGAGGAUACAGAGGACGUGGAUACUCUACACAAGGAAGGGGCUUCUAUCAACAGUUUGGUCCUAGCAAUGGACGUGGCACACAACAGAAUACUACAGCUCCUACUUGUCAAAUCUGUGGAAAGUUUGGUCAUGCAGCCUACAAAUGUUACAGAAGGUUUGAUCAAGACUUUCAACCGAGUCAUCAUCCUCAAGCAAACACAGUUAUGCGAACAGUGGAAGAGUCAGACUACGCUGGCAAUGACUGGUAUCCUGAUACUGCUGCUACUCAUCACAUCACCAGUUCCACUCAGCAUCUUCAGACUGCUCAGCCGUACUCUGGUUCUGAUUCAGUGAUUGUUGGCAACGGUGACUUCUUUCCCAUCACGCACGUCGGCUCCAUUGCUAUUCCAUCGCUUUCAGGACAAACAGACACAGCAGCUUCUCAGUCAAGGCAGCAAGCGUAAAGGUCUGUAUCGGCUUGAGAAUCCACAGUUUCUUGCGUUCUACUCAUCAAGACAGCAGAGUACGAGUGAUGGGACUUGGCACAAGAGAUUGGGGCAUCCUCACCAUCAGAUACUUCAGCAUCUAUCAUCAAGCAAAGCUACUUCUAUAAAUAAAGUCUCUACGACUGUGUGUGAGUCUUGUCAGUUAGGAAAAGUCUGCAAACUUCC